Messenger RNA from Nycticebus coucang (slow loris), 3576 nucleotides. RefSeq names its product potassium channel tetramerization domain containing 21 (gene KCTD21). The coding region runs from base 276 to 1058 and encodes 260 amino acids. Gene Ontology annotation, biological process: protein homooligomerization; ubiquitin-dependent protein catabolic process. Gene Ontology annotation, molecular function: cullin family protein binding; histone deacetylase binding. The transcript has 2 exons. The record is from RefSeq and is a predicted model, not a curated record. Lineage: Eukaryota; Metazoa; Chordata; Mammalia; Primates; Lorisidae.
CUGCCGGCCCGAACGCCGGCGAGGACGGGGCGGGGCGCCGGGCGGCUGACCGCAGUGCCUCCUGGGAGGUGGAGUUCGCACUCCGGGCACCAGGCCGCAAAGAACUCAGGAAGAACUACGAGUCCCGGGGUGCAACGCGCGGCCCCCGGGCCGCCGCGCCCCUGGGCUGGGCUCUGGCCCUCCGCCCUCUUAGCACAGCUGCGCUGACCGCCCGCGGAGGGGAGGCUGCAGAGCGAGGGCAGGAGGACUACUUCCCAGCACCCUGGCCUCCUGCCAUGUCUGAUCCCAUCACACUGAACGUUGGGGGGAAGCUCUAUACUACCUCACUGGCAACCCUGACCAGCUUCCCCGACUCCAUGCUGGGUGCUAUGUUCAGUGGGAAGAUGCCCACUAAGAGGGACAGCCAGGGCAACUGCUUCAUUGACCGUGAUGGCAAAGUGUUCCGCUACAUCCUCAACUUCCUGCGCACCUCCCACCUGGACCUUCCUGAGGACUUCCAGGAGAUGGGCCUGCUCCGCAGGGAGGCUGACUUCUACCAGGUACAGCCCCUGAUCGAAGCUCUGCAGGAGAAGGAGGUAGAGCUAUCCAAGGCCGAGAAGAAUGCCAUGCUCAACAUCACCCUGAACCAGCGUGUGCAGACGGUCCACUUCACUGUGCGGGAGGCACCCCAGAUCUACAGCCUCUCGUCCUCCAGCAUGGAGGUCUUCAAUGCCAACAUCUUCAGCACCUCUUGCCUCUUCCUCAAGCUCUUGGGCUCUAAGCUCUUCUACUGCUCCAAUGGCAAUCUCUCCUCCAUCACCAGCCACUUGCAGGACCCAAACCACCUGACUUUGGACUGGGUGGCCAAUGUGGAGGGCCUUCCAGAGGAGGAGUACACCAAGCAGAACCUCAAGAGGCUCUGGGUGGUCCCUGCCAACAAGCAGAUCAACAGCUUCCAGGUCUUCGUGGAGGAGGUGUUGAAAAUUGCUCUGAGUGAUGGCUUCUGCAUUGAUUCUUCUCACCCGCAUGCUCUAGAUUUUAUGAACAAUAAGAUUAUUCGAUUAAUACGGUAUAGGUAAAAGGAGCUAAGCAACAUCGGAGAGGGGAAGUCCCAAGAAGCAUAUGUCAGCCAAGGUCUUGGAGAGUAUCUUGCCAGCAGCAUGAGGCAGGACACCAUACUAAUCUGUACUACUUGCAUAGCAGGACUGAUCACCCCGUGACGAAGUCCACAUUUUGGAAUCCACAUGUCCUCUCACCAGAACCACCUUCUUUCUUGCCAUUUUGAGCUGGAGAUGGGCAGUUUAUUGUGACAAGUGAAAAGUAAGCUCAUGUGUACUAAAGGAGGCUAUAAGAGUACUUGCUGGCCGGAACAGAGGAGCAGCAGUUUUCUUAUGGGCUCCAUUUCUCUCUGUACCACUAGCCAAUACCACAUUUAUCCAUUUGUGCAAAGGCUCCUGGAGAGGCGAUAUGAUGAGAACAAGAGGCUCCCUUUGGUUUCCCAGGACAUGAAGCGCUUAGUGGUCCCUAUCAGACCUGCUCUUCCCUCCCUUGUUUGCAUUCAGAACCUUGGACUUAGCUUGCCCAGUGGCAACUGUGAUUUGCUGGCUUGCAAUGCAGUGUGUUCUCACAGUCCUUUUAGUGUCUCCACUGCAGGAGAGAGCUGAGCUGUGACAUGGUCCUUAGGAGGGGGCAUCCAAGAAGGGUUCAGAAGGCAGGGAUAUGCCUCUUGACAGGGCUGAAUCUAAGGAUUUCUGGCUUCAGAAAUGGGCUGCUGUCCCUGUGAAGAUGUGAAAGUUUCUGGAGCCAGUAUGAUGAAAAGUGCUUCAGAAUCCAGCCUGUUGCCUGACUUUUGUAAUCCUUUUCCCCCAAAUUUGAGGUAUGAUUGAAACAGGUCAUUUUAAGCAAACAUAAUACGGAUUCUCAGGGUUGGAAAAUAAUUCAACAUUUGCUUGGUCUCCCUCUACCCCAAGCAUAGCCCAGCUCAUUUGGGGGUCAGCACCUCUCCCCAAGUACCUCCAAGUGAUCACCUGUGCCUGCUUGUGUACCUGUGGUGAUAGGAAGCUCACCAUCCCCCAGGCAGUUCCUGCCAUGGUUAGAUGGUGCUGUUAGAGAGUUCUUUCUAUUUAGCCAAAGUCUGUCCUGCCACUUCCAUGUACUGGAUCUUGGUUGCAGACCUUCCUUCUCAGCUAAAUGUGUAUCUUCACUUCCAAAAUAGUUAACACUGGCCAAGCGCAGUGACUCAUGCCUGUAAUCCUAGCACUCUGGGAGGCCAAGGAGGGUGGAUUGCCCAGAGCUCACAGGUUUGAGACCAGCCUGAGCCAGAGCAAGACCCCAUCUCUAAAAAUAGCUGGGUGUUGUGGCAGGUGCCUGUAGUCCCAGCUAUUUGGGAGGCUGAGGCAAGAGAAUUUCUUGAACCCAAGAGUUUGAGGUUGCUAUGAGCUAUGACACCACGGCACUCUGCCGAGGGUGACAAACUAAGACUCUGUCUCAAAAAAAAAAGUUAACCUAAGAGGCCAGAUGCUUAUUCUGAAAAUAUUAUUACACAGACUUCAGAUGCCCCUUUGGGAUCAGUCUUCAGAAUCAAAGUUGGCUUUUUCCAUCCCCUGUGAGUCAGUCCUCUUUUGUUACAGCUUCACCUUGUUUGUGACCCCCACUUCACCUACCUUCCCCACAAACCAUGGUUCCUCUUGCCUUUUAACCAUUGUCUGUUGGAAGUCCUUGAGGAGAUCCGGAGGAGAGAGAUCUCUGCAGGCAGUGUGCAGUGAGGAACUCAGGAGUAGUCUGAACCAUCACAUUGCCCUUGGAGUGAGCAUCCAGUCCCUAAGAUAACUACUCUCAAGAAGACAGCCUUACCCUGUUGUACUAUGUCUGGUCAUAACUAGAGAAGGAGUCCAUGGGGUACCAUCCAGGGCAAGCAACCCUAAGCCACCACUUCCCAUUUGGUGUUGAGCCAUGCAGGCCUCCAAACUGCAUAUCAUGAUUCAUCCCUGGAGUGAUUAUGGCCAUGGGAGUCCUGGAGUCUUCCCCACUGGGCAGGGGCCCUCAGACAAAGCCAGGGAAGCUUAGUGACACAGGCACCCACAGACGGUAGACCAAGGAAGGGGCUUCCCAUGAUUAUGCUUUCGAGUAGGGAGCUUGUGUGCUGGGCCAUGGCCAGGGCCAGGUCCCUUAGACAAUAAAGGCCUUCCCCCCAUUUCCUAAAGUGGGAUCCAGGAGUCUUUAUGACAGCUUCGCAGGCCACCAGCCAACAUAAUGUGGAAAACCUAGUUUUGACCAAACAGCAGAAGCUUUGACCACAACAAAACAAUUUGAGGAAGAAAUCUCCUAAGUCAUCACUGCCCUUUUUUCUCUCCAUAAAACUUUCACCAUCUUUUGGUGCUUCCUAAUUCAAGCAGCUUGACUUUAGGGAAAUUACAGAACCUAUGAAGCCACUAACGUACUGUGUGACUUUGUGUAAGUCACUCACCUCACUGAGCCACCUCUGUUUCUUCAUCUGUGAAAUAGGCAUAACAGUAAUAUGUAACCCUACCUACCUCACAGGACUGUUGUGAGGAUCAAAUGAAAUUAUGUACAUGAGAAUACAAUAUAAAUGAUAAA